Molecule: messenger RNA, 822 nt
Organism: Schistosoma haematobium
Lineage: Eukaryota; Metazoa; Platyhelminthes; Trematoda; Strigeidida; Schistosomatidae
Product: UV excision repair protein RAD23 B
Exons: 5
Coding region: 172-822 (216 amino acids)
Biological process (GO): proteasome-mediated ubiquitin-dependent protein catabolic process
Cellular component (GO): nucleoplasm; cytosol
Molecular function (GO): proteasome binding; ubiquitin binding; polyubiquitin modification-dependent protein binding
Source: RefSeq, a predicted model, not a curated record
AUUUGAAAACCGCGCUUCAGCCAGUAUCCUACGUGGAGUGCUUCAUUUUAAAGUAUAUAACUAAUUGAUUUAAGCCGAGGGAAUUAAUCACUCAAUUUUCGAUAACUUUAAGUCAGUGUGCCGUGGCUAUCUCUUUGAUUUCCACUCUCGAGUCGUUUCUUUCUCAACGCAAUGAAAGUUACUUUCAAAACAUUAAUGCAGCAGACAUUUGUUCUUGACUUUCAAGAAGAUGAUCUGGUUGGCGACGUUAAAAAGAAGAUCGAAGCUAAAUGGGGCAGCGAAUUCGAUGCAAAGACUCAGAAACUAAUACACUCAGGCAAGGUGAUGAAAGAUAGUAAAUCGCUAAAAGAUUACAAAGUGACAGAAUCUGGUUUCGUUGUAGUAAUGUCUGUCUCAAAGCCAUCCAAAGAUACAACGAAAGAAGCUAGCGCUUCAGUCCAAAUUAAUCCUACUGGUGAAACAAAGCCAACAACAGACAAAAACAGCCCCGUAACAGAAGCAAAUGAAGCGCCGAGCAGUAAACCAGACCCAAAUCCCCAAUCUAACUUACCUACAAUUACAACAGCCCCAUCUAGCGCAACAAAUACUUUGGGUUUUGGAGAGAGUUCCUUAGUUACCGGAGAGAACUUUGAGCGGGUUGUAAAAGAACUAGUGUCCAUGGGUUUCGAGAGAUCACUGGUUAUCCAAGCAAUGCGAGCAGGCUUCAACAACCCAGAUAGAGCAUUUGAAUACCUUUCGUCAGGAAGCAUUUCGAAUGUUGAAGUUGUUCCCAUAAAACCUUCUCUAGCGUCCACGGGAGCACGACAUUAUAAUACAGGAUAA